AUGAAUAAACGAUUGUGGAAAAUUGGGCAACAGUUUCCCGUAGAUAAUAAGUUUCAGGCUGUCCUAAAGAUGGCAUAUUUGCACUCGCUACAGCACGAGGAAGCAGACGUAAGCGAUAACAAUAAAAUGUGUCGAAAGUGUCUUAUACCGUGGACGGAUGGGUACUUUUCGGUUGCGGUAGUACCGAAAUGUAACCGAAGCAGAAAGCACAUAGAAAAGCUAGAAAGCAAGCGUAAACUUACCAAACAGCAGCAAUCUUUGGUCAAGUAUCUCAAGACACGAGUUGGACGAAUUGCGAAAUAUACGUGCCAAAUUUGUUCGUACAAAACGCGUGUCCCUUUGGAUGCGAAAGUGAAAUGGGCUGAACGUAUCGAGCCGGUACCAGUUUCGAAAGAUAUUGAAUUCAAGGCGUCCUACGACAAAUGGGUUGAAGAAACACAGCGGAAAAAGAAGCGUCAUGGAAAAUCAAAUGCCGGACUGAAAAUUCCCCCCAAAUCGAACAAUAACACUGGCAAUGCCAUUCGUUCUCAAGGCAACACUCCUUCUGGACCGAGGAAUACGUCGACACAUUUCAAACCUACCGAUUUUAAGUUAAUACAACAGCUCCUCCAAUCUUCCGUGUCUUCUAACGCUGAUAAUAAGGCUAAGAAGUCUAAAACUAAUCAACCAGUUGGACGUUUACGAUUAGGCAGAAGUUAG
This is a messenger RNA of Anopheles marshallii, 699 nucleotides long. RefSeq lists its product as uncharacterized. The transcript is spliced from 3 exons. Bases 1 to 699 code for a protein of 232 amino acids. Lineage: Eukaryota; Metazoa; Arthropoda; Insecta; Diptera; Culicidae. The record is from RefSeq and is a predicted model, not a curated record.